Messenger RNA from Ceraceosorus bombacis, 3592 nucleotides. The record is from the annotation of a GenBank genome assembly. NCBI's taxonomy places the organism in Eukaryota, Fungi, Basidiomycota, Exobasidiomycetes, Ceraceosorales, Ceraceosoraceae.
AUGUCGCCUGCUGCUCCAUCGAUGCCGCAAAGGGAUCUCGAUUCAAGCAGAAAUAGCGCCUCCCAUAGCAUUGCGGAGGAGGAGAGGGCUUGGCGAACAGUGACGGGUGGUGGUGGAGUCGGAAGCUCAUCAGCUCUGAGUCCAAACGCUGCUGCUGCCAGCUCAUCUGCAGUCAGGACGGGCAUAUCAGGGGGCGGAAGGAGCGAUGUAGACGAUGAUGCCCUUGAUGAGAUCAGACGUUACGAGUCUGUGAGUAAAAGCCGAUUCCACGCUUCGUAUGCAUACAUCCAUCUCUAAGCGCGCUGGCUUGCCAAUAUUCUCUCUCGCAGUUUUCAACGGUAGAUUGGAUCGCUGAUUCUCGAAGAGAGCGAGCGCGUCUAGCGCGCCAGAGGCUUGCGGAGGCCAAACUGCAGUCCGACCUUCACGGACUACAGAGCGGAGGAAGUACAGCUUGGGGACCUCAGAAUCGCUUCAGAGGCAAUGGCGGGUUCGCUGGCGGGAGGAUACCCACGUGGUGGCCCGAAGGGCCGUGGGGGAGGAUCGCUUGGAAGUGUUGGCUGCUCAGCAAACAAGCUGCUAGAGGAGCCACAGAGAGCGCGGUAGUCGUCGGCGUCGGUGAGUGCGCCGUGAGAGCUCCCUUUGCACUUGAAGAUGAUGCUAGCAAAACGCUCCCAGGGCAAUCUGACCAAUUGACCAUCUUUCUCGCGACAGGCGUCUUGAUUGGCGUCAACAUGGCGGUCAUUAGCAUAGCUACAGAGUGGGCGUCGGACAUCAAACAAGGUUACUGCAGGUCUGGCUGGUGGCUCAAUCAGAAGUUCUGUUGCUGGGAGAUGAUGGAUCCGGCUGGACCUGGCGGAUCGGCAAUCCCCCCUCCAGCUGUCAAAACUGCUGCUACCGCCGCUGCGACGUCCUCACCUAGCUCUAGUGCAGCGCAUGCGGCCUUAGCGAGGAUGGCAGAGCAUGCUGGAAGAGCCGUCGGACUGGUAGCGAAUGCUGGACUUGGAGAGUUGGAGAGAAGAGCUGCAAAUCCGGAUGGAGGAGACUUGAGCGAAACUUGCACAGAUUGGAUUCCUUGGAGCACUUGGACUUUGCCGGCAUGGAUCAUCUACGUGCUGUUUGCUGUGAGUGUUCGGAGCAGAGCAACGCAAGAUGUGAGCAUAUACUGAGCCGGUUUGCUGUGAUCGUCAUUUGGCCCCAAUAGGCAGGUCUCUCGGCGCUUUGUGCACAUCUGGUACGCUCCUUUGCCCCUUAUGCUGCUGGACCAGGCAUCGCGGAGAUCAAAUGCAUCUUGGCAGGCUUCAUCAUCAAUGGUUUCCUUGGCUUUUGGACUUUCUUGAUCAAGAGUCUGACAUUGGUAAGCCGCAUCGCUUCAAUGCUCGUAGCAUCAGAUAUAGAACAUGGUUGGCUAAGCGCUCGAGCUCGUCACCUCUCCAGCCUCUCGCCAUAGCAUCAGGUCUGAGCGUGGGCAAAGAAGGGCCUGCUGUCCAUGUGGCUUGCUGCAUCGGCAACAUCGUCGCUCAGUUUGUCCGGUCUUUUGAUCGCAGCCAGGCGAGAAUGCGUGAAUUGCUUACCGCCGCUAGCGCUGCUGGUGUCGCCGUCGCUUUCGGCUCGCCUAUUGGUGGAGUACUCUUCAGUCUCGAGGUGAGUGUAAAGUGGUGAAUGCAGGCCAGUUGAGUCGUAAGCCAUCCAUGGCUGACUGGGCUUCCGCAAAUACCUCUCUGGCUCGCCCAGGAAAUGGCACACAACUUUCCGGCGUCGACAAUGUGGAGAUCGUUCCUCUGCGCUCUGGCUGCUACUGUCGCGCUCUCUUUCAUGAACCCGUUCCGGACUGGCAAGCUGGUUCUUUUCCAAGUCUCAUACGAUCGAGAUUGGCACUACUUUGAGAUUCUCUUCUUCUCUCUCAUUGGUAUUUUCGGGGGAUUGUACGGCGCCGUGGUCAUCAAGUACAACCUUCAAGUCCAGCAAUUCCGACGAACCAAUCUUGCGGCACAUGGUGUCGCCGAAGCCGUCGUGCUAGCGACGCUGACAGCCUUCGUGGGCUACUGGAACAAAUUUUUGCGCAUUGACAUGAGCGAAAGCUUGGAAAUUCUUUUCAGAGAAUGCGAAGGGGGAGGAGACUACGAUGGUCUCUGCCAAGGCUCUGCGCAAUGGAGGAUGGUCAACUCUUUGCUCAUCGCUACUUUUUUGAGACUUGGCUUGGUCAUUUUGUCCUACGGCUGCAAGGUCCCAGCCGGCAUCUUUGUGCCUUCCAUGGCUAUCGGUGCCACUUUUGGAAGAAUGAUUGGCAUCUUGGUCAAGGCGCUCUACACGGCUUUCCCAAACGCGGCGUUAUUCAGCGCUUGCGAGCCGGAUGUCCCGUGCAUAACGCCUGGAACGUACGCUUUCCUGGGAGCUGCGGCUGCCCUUGCUGGUGUCACUCGAAUCACUGUGGCGGUAGUGGUCAUCAUGUUCGAGCUCACUGGCGCUCUCACUUACAUCUUGCCAACCAUGUUGGUAGUGAUGAUCACCAAAGGAGUGGGAGAUUUGUACGGCAAAGGGGGGAUUUCGGAGCAGACAAUCAAGUUUCAAGGAUAUCCUUUCCUGGACAAGGAUGAUCACGUCUUUGGGCUGCCCGUAGGUGACAUCAUGACGCGCUCUCCGGCCUGUUUGAACGGCAAUGAGAUGCAACUCUCUGAUGUAGAGGCGCGUCUGGCCGAGGGCGCGUACAAGGGUCUACCAGUCGUUCGCUCGACCACCGAUUCCACGCUUCUAGGAUAUGCGGGCAAGACGGAGAUGAGGUACGCGAUUGCUAAAGCGAGACGCACUCGGCCCAACCUGUCCGACGACACCAAGUGCAACUUUACGAGCGACGCGGAUCUCCUAGACGCGAAGGACACUGCUGUCGAUCAGCAGCACCUGCCCACUCCGCUUUUGGAUCGAUUCGAGGGCAUACAUGCCGAGGAGCAGGCUCGUGAAGAGCUGUUGGAAGGCGCGGAGAGAUCCCUGCUAGGCGCACAUGGCGAAGAUGACGAUGAGCUUGAUGAAGUGGACGAGUCCAUGGAUCAUGAUACGCUCGAGCUUGGCGGCUGGAUGGAGCAGGUUAGUGUUUGCCUUUUCUCACUGACCAAGGCAUGCCUUUUCGCGUAGGCUGACUGUACCACCGACUGCACCCCAGACACCGCUGUGCGUGCAGCCCUCGAUGCCACUUGAAGUGGUCAUGGACCUCUUCAAGAAGAUGGGCCCGCGCGUCGUUCUGGUCACACGUCUGGGACGAUUGGUCGGCCUAGUGACGGUCAAAGAUGUCCUCAAGCAUGUGGCAGCACAAGAGCAUGAAGCGCGUCGAGGCGCGUCUUCUUCUUCUGCUUCCUCGCCGAAUCCUGGAGGCGCUGGUGCGGAAGAUUCCAUCUUUGGAGGCGAUCUGGAAUUGGCUCUUUCGGACCUGUACGCGUGGACUAGACGCGUAUUCAAACCCUUGAGUGUUAGGGUCAGUCGAUUUGUGGAUGAGCGAUCUGGUAGGAGCACGCGCAAUUAUGCGAGCGUCAGAGGAAACGAGUUGCCGCUUUCUCGCGAGCUGCCGAACGAGCCCAAUCACUGGGUUGUCGGGGACGAGUGA